GACGGGAGGCUCGCUCCUGCGGGCGCGCUUGUUUUUCUGCGGCCGCCUCGCCCUGCGCAGCCCCCGCCCGCCUGAACGCCGCGCUCCGCUCAGCCCCGCCCGCCAUCCGAGCCCUGAGCUGGAUUUAUGAAUGGGGGGAAGAGGCCACAUGCCGCCGCCGCCGCCUCGUGUUGACCGCAAGCAGCCCGGGCCCGCGGAGCUCCGCCGGCUGCCGUAAGAGCGUCGGCCCGGCCCCGGCAGCCGCUCCGAGGACUUGUUGCUGCUGCGCUGCCGCCGCCGCGGGGAAGCCGGCCGCUCCCGGGACUCGGGAGCCGGAGGGUGGCCCCUGUGAGUGUGAGUGUGAGCGCGCGCGCGCCCCAGACCUUCGCAGUGAGCCUGGACUGUGCGCUAACUCGCCUUUUGAGGGUGAAAGGGGGGGGCGUGUCCGGGGGCCCGAGCAUCUGAGUGUCCAGUCCUAGCCGGGGAGCGUGAGGGCUUGUUCCUGCCUCCCCGGGCCCCUCGCUUGGGUCCUCGGCUCGCCUUUUCCCUCCUGCCUCCCUCGCCGGAGCUGCCUGCCCAAACCCCAACCACCUGUGCACCGGAGAAACCCAACUCCUCCUGCUCCGCGCCCCGGGGGGAGGCAGGGGCAGGGCCAAGCCGCAGAGGGGGCCGCCGCCGCCUCCUGCCUCCUCCUCGUCUCCUCCCCCUCCCCCGUCUGACGCUGCCUCCUUGGGAAGGGUGUUUGGAGGGCAGCGGCCGCCCCAAGCCGAAGCCCCGCAGCGCUUCUUAUGAUCAGCUCGGUGUGUGUCUCCUCCUACCGUGGGCGCAAGUCGGGGAACAAGCCUCCGUCCAAAACAUGUCUGAAGGAGGAGAUGGCCAAGGGCGAGGCGUCGGAGAAGAUCAUCAUCAACGUGGGCGGCACGCGACAUGAGACCUACCGCAGCACCCUGCGCACCCUACCGGGCACCCGCCUCGCCUGGCUGGCGGAUCCCGACGGCGGGGGCCGGCCCGAGUCCGAUGGCGGCGGUGCAGGCAGCAGCGGCAGCAGCGGCGGCGGGAGCUGCGAGUUCUUCUUCGACCGGCACCCGGGCGUCUUUGCUUACGUGCUCAACUACUACCGCACCGGCAAGCUGCACUGCCCCGCCGACGUGUGUGGGCCGCUCUUCGAGGAGGAGCUCACUUUCUGGGGCAUCGACGAGACCGACGUGGAGCCCUGCUGCUGGAUGACCUACCGGCAGCACCGCGAUGCCGAAGAGGCGCUCGAUAUCUUCGAGAGCCCGGACGGAGGCGGCGGUGGCGCAGGGACCGGCGACGAGGCCGGCGAUGAUGAGCGGGAGCUGGCCCUGCAGCGCCUGGGGCCCCAUGAGGGAGGUGCAGGCUCCGGCGCGGGGUCGGGGGGCUGCCGUGGCUGGCAGCCCCGCAUGUGGGCGCUCUUCGAAGAUCCCUACUCCUCCCGGGCGGCCAGGGUGGUGGCCUUCGCCUCUCUCUUCUUCAUCCUGGUCUCCAUCACCACCUUCUGUCUGGAGACCCACGAGGCCUUCAACAUUGACCGCAACGUGACAGAGAUCCACCGAGUGGGGAACACGACCAGCGUGCACUUCCGGCGGGAGGUGGAGACAGAGCCCAUCCUGACCUACAUCGAGGGCGUGUGUGUGCUGUGGUUUACACUGGAGUUCCUGGUGCGCAUCGUGUGCUGCCCUGACACGCUAGACUUCGUCAAGAACCUGCUCAACAUCAUCGACUUCGUGGCCAUCCUGCCCUUCUACCUGGAGGUGGGGCUGAGCGGCCUGUCCUCCAAGGCAGCCCGAGACGUGCUGGGCUUCCUGCGCGUCGUGCGCUUCGUGCGCAUCCUGCGCAUCUUCAAGCUCACACGCCACUUCGUGGGGCUGCGCGUGCUGGGCCACACCCUGCGUGCCAGCACCAAUGAGUUCCUCCUGCUCAUCAUCUUCCUGGCCCUGGGCGUGCUUAUCUUCGCCACCAUGAUCUACUAUGCCGAGCGCAUUGGCGCCAGGCCCUCCGACCCACGGGGCAACGACCACACCGACUUCAAGAACAUCCCCAUUGGCUUCUGGUGGGCGGUGGUCACCAUGACGACGCUGGGCUAUGGGGACAUGUACCCCAAGACGUGGUCGGGCAUGCUGGUGGGGGCGCUGUGUGCACUGGCUGGCGUGCUCACCAUCGCCAUGCCCGUGCCGGUCAUCGUCAACAACUUCGGCAUGUACUACUCCCUGGCCAUGGCCAAGCAGAAGCUGCCUAAAAAAAGAAAGAAGCACGUGCCCCGGCCACCCCAGCUUGAGUCACCCAUUUACUGCAAGUCUGAGGAGACCUCGCCCCGGGACAGCACCUACAGUGAUACCAGCCCCCCUGCCCCAGAAGAGGGUAUGGUUGAGAGGAAACGGGCAGACUCCAAGCAGAACGGCGAUGCCAAUGCGGUGCUGUCCGAUGAGGAGGGAGCUGGCCUCACCCAGCCCCUGGCCUCUGCCCCCACCCCUGAGGAGCGCCGGGCCCUGCGACGCUCUGGCCCCCGAGACAAAAACAAGAAGGCAGCCGCCUGCUUCCUGCUCAGCGCCGGGGACUAUGCCUGUGCCGAUGGUAGUGUCCGGAAAGGCUGCGCAAAGUCCCGGAGUCUAAACAACAUAGCUGGAGCAGCUGGAACCAGUCUGGGGCUGUCUCCACUGGCAUCAAGAUACAGCUCACCCUACCCUCCAAGAAAGUCCCGCUCUCCCACCCCUUCCACCCUCUCACCAGCCCUCCACCUGGACACCCGGCCCCUUAGCGGCACCCUCGGCUCUCCCCACCCCCGGGCACACACGCUCACAUGCCCUCCAGCCCUCAUACCUCCUGGGGCCUGAGGGAGCCGGGCGGGAUGCAGGAGAAUCCAGGCCCCUGAGCCUCUCCUCCACAGCACCCAGCUCCCCAGAAUGUUCAGCUCUGGAGCCUGAGGACAAGGGGGAGAUUACGCCCAGGGCUUACACCUCCCCGGUCCCCAUCCUGAGCCAGACGUGCCAGCCCCCCACCCAGGACCUGUGCCUCUGGGCCUUGCCUGCCCUCAGGGCCCCAUCGUAAUCACAGCAAAUGCAUUUUCAUUCCUCGUGGCCUUCAGUCAGCAACCAGCCUGCCACUGAAUAUCUCUGUCUGUCUGUCUGUCCAUCCACACCCAGACCAGCCAAGAAUAAGGCUGUCUCGUGGGGCGUCUCUGCUGGUGUGCAGGGAGCUAGGCCCGCGAGGGGAGCCGUUCCGCCCUGGGAGAGGAGGCCUGAUGUUCCCCAGCCCUGGUCCUGCACGCAGGUGGGGGUCCCUAGGGCCCCACAAUUGGCUGCCUAGGCGUGGGAAUGCCCUCCUCUCCGGAGUGACACCCGGCGGCAGAGCCCCGCACCCCAUCUGCGCCCCAGCAGUGGUGCCUCUCCCGCGCUGCUUUCUCUGCUUCCACGACAGUUUCUCCUCCCUCCUUCUCCGCUCCCCCAAACUCCCAGCCCUGCCUCUGAGUCACCUGCCGCUCCCACCCAGCCUCUGCGCUCUGUAUUGCUGCCAGAACCGGAGACUCAUCUAAUUUCUAUAAUUAAGUGUAUUCAUUUACCUAACGAGCCCAGGAGCACAACAGGUUUGUGAGUCAUUGAGUGAGCAGGGGUGCCCCCUGGGCAGGGGCAGCUGAGGGGAAGCGUGGGGACAGAAGCCAUCCUGCCCCUCGCACGUGGCCACUCCCGGGCCAGGCAGGGCCGGCUGCAGGCGGCCCCUCCCCAGCAGCUUGCCAGGGAGGCUCUCUGGGCCCCCUCAGCUUCAGGAACGCAGAAGGCCUCGGCCAAGCCAUUUCCUGUUUCACCUGAUGAGAAUUAGACCUGACAGUGGAGCCGUGCGCCUGGCAAUUUUUAGAGUCAGAUUAUGCAACUUUGUAGAGGGAAUGACUAAGGUCCGUAUCUGCUCCUUCCAGGGUGGGCAAAGAUAGGAAUGGAAGGACAGAAUUCAGGGACUCGGCAGGAGGCUGGGGGAUUGGGAGGCCACCCCGGAAGGUGCACUGGGCAGAAAGGUCAGACCAUUUCAUGAGGUUGGCUGUUGUGAAAAACCUGUGCCUGGAGCACCCCCAUUUCCGUGCCGUCUGUCUUCAGCCUCGGGCAGACACACGAAUGUCCCUUCCGGAAAAGUGUGUUCACGAUGGGUACUGGCAUACCCCAGCCCUGCUGUGGCCUGUGGGGCCUGUCUCCUGCUUGUUCUCAGAAUGAAAUGUCCCGCUAAGAGAUGAGAAAAUACAGCGGCAUCCAUGUGGCCUGGACAGGCCCCUUUCAGUGACCGGGGCUGGGAAGCCCCGUGGAGCAGGA
Lynx canadensis (Canada lynx) is the source of this 4292-nucleotide messenger RNA. It is a transcript of the gene KCNC4, whose product is annotated as potassium voltage-gated channel subfamily C member 4. Gene Ontology annotation, cellular component: dendrite membrane; neuronal cell body membrane; voltage-gated potassium channel complex. Gene Ontology annotation, molecular function: delayed rectifier potassium channel activity; protein binding. Gene Ontology annotation, biological process: potassium ion transmembrane transport; protein homooligomerization. The record is from RefSeq and is a predicted model, not a curated record. Lineage: Eukaryota; Metazoa; Chordata; Mammalia; Carnivora; Felidae.